Messenger RNA from Salvia miltiorrhiza (redroot sage), 1230 nucleotides. RefSeq lists its product as uncharacterized. The record is from RefSeq and is a predicted model, not a curated record. The coding region runs from base 275 to 625 and encodes 116 amino acids. The transcript has 2 exons. Lineage: Eukaryota; Viridiplantae; Streptophyta; Magnoliopsida; Lamiales; Lamiaceae.
UUCAAUAAGCUGUAAAUCACUGAAAUCCAUCAUUGUGAAGAGGUGCAGCAAGUUGAGAGAUCUGUCUCUGGCUCACACAAAUGACAGAAAGCUACCAUCAAUCCACUGUGAAUGUGUAGACAGUUUGUGGAAGACACUCACUUCAGAUGAUAAACAGAAGCUAAGGGUUUGUUUCAUCAAGGAAGAAUCCAUUGAAGCCGGAGCCCAAUCAAGACGAGAAGAAGCAUCAACCAGCGCCAGUGGGAGGUCAGAGCCUAUAACUGCGGCGUCAAGCAUGAUAAUAGAUUAUCAAGAAGCAAGCGAUGAUCCCACAGAGGAAGGUGAAGAUGAGAUGAUAUAUGAUAGACCGACUCCUGACAUCAUUCGGAAUCCGAGUACAAGGUUGGAGGAGAAAUACGAGGUUGAAGAAUCGUGUUUAGAAGGUAAGAAGAUGGAGCAUGAACACCCGGGAACUUCUGCCGGUGCAAGCUCGACAGAAGUCGAGUUGCAGAAGGAAAAUGUUGCCGCCAUUCCCAUGGACCUACUUCAUCAAAUGCAGAAAGUAAGCAUCAUGAGGAGAGUUUCUCAAGCCCUAUCUAUAAUUAGUAGAAAAGUGACAACAAAGGGUGGUGCUCUCCACUUGUGAAGCUAAGACUACAGUGUGCAGAUUGAAAGCUUGUUACUUUCGGUGGUUUUCGAGUUUAAAAUUGUAGGUUAGCUUGGUUUGCAAAAAUAUGCCCUUUUUUUUAGGUUUUAGAAUUUGGCUAAUUAUUUUGAAUUUCGGCAUUCGUAAGCCAUAUUUGGACCCAAUUCAAUGUUUGCAUUCCACAUUUCAGCCCAUCUUAAGUGCAAAAUAGUUCGAUUGGACCCAAAUAUGACCCACGAACGUUCAAAUUUAAAAUAAUUGGUCUAUUUCUACAAGUAAAAAAAAUGGCCUAUUUGUACACAUCAUUCUAAAACAAUGGCCUAAAAGUUUUACUAUUGAGAUUGAGACGUAGUUUUGCAACUGAGAUUGAGAUAGAAGUAGCCAGCUGCACACAAACACUUCAGCAGGAAUAAUGAGAGUUGGGGAUUUUAUGCACGAAAGAGCAAGUCAUCGUAAACAAUUCUAUACUAAUAGAAUGCUAAAGAAUGCAUUGCUCAAGUAAAAGACAAAGAUGAAGAACAACAAUCUCCAAGAACAGGGGUAAUGUUAUUAGGUGGCUAAUCAGGAGUGCAGCAGAUCCAGUUUAUGGUCUUUGUUUGCUAGUC